Messenger RNA from Macrobrachium nipponense, 4706 nucleotides. RefSeq names its product mediator of RNA polymerase II transcription subunit 12-like. Gene Ontology annotation, cellular component: nucleus. NCBI's taxonomy places the organism in Eukaryota, Metazoa, Arthropoda, Malacostraca, Decapoda, Palaemonidae. Gene Ontology annotation, biological process: regulation of transcription by RNA polymerase II. The record is from RefSeq and is a predicted model, not a curated record. Gene Ontology annotation, molecular function: protein binding.
UAAAACAUAAUUUCCACGCUCAUAUCAUUGGAACAAAACGGGAACUGCGGGUUGGAAGAACGGGGGACAUUCUGGGCAUCACAUGCGUUACCAUUCUGUGGGUUUGCUGUUAAGAUUCUGUAGUACAUCCUGGCCUAUGAUUAGUUGUGGUGGAGACUGAGAAAUCUAUGGAGAACCUCUGGUACCAACAACAAUAAACUUUAUCAAAUGGCUGUGACAGCUCAAGAGAGCGCGAUGGAGGACUCCAGUGCGAUGACAGCUAACGCACAGGAGUUCUGCCUCCGCUGGAAUAACUUUCAUCAAAGCCUUGUCUCGGCUUUGGAUGGAUUUAAAAAUGAUCAAGAUUUUGUUGAUGUCACCCUAGCCUGUGAGGGACAGUUUUUAAAGGCCCACAAAAUGCUGCUCUCCGCAUGCUCGGUUUUCUUUAGAGACUUAUUAAAAGCAAAUCCGUGCCAGCACCCUAUUGUUAUAUUACCGCCUGAGGUACGAUUUGCAGAUUUAGAGAAGCUUCUGAGAUUCAUAUAUCAGGGGGAAGUGAAUGUCCACCAAGAAAAUUUAGCCAGAUUUCUUAAAACUGCUGAAAUGUUGAAGAUAAGGGGCCUUGCAGAAGAUAGUGAAAAGCAAAGAGUGUUGCGUUCAUCUUCGCCAAGGCCACCAGAGGGAGACUCUGAUUCUGUAAGUCCAAAACGACCAAGACUGUCAAUUGACAUCCACCAACCAAACCAGGAACCCCAAACACCAAAUGAUGAUAGCCGUCUGUCCGGGAAUGAGUCAGAUUCAGAAAUGAUUCCUGUUAAGCAAGAAAUGGUUGAACUAAAAGACUGCAGUGACUCGGCCUUUGAUGAUCUAGCUGGAGAUGAUGCAUUUAUUCCAGAGGCAUAUUUAAGGGAAGGAAGUUCAGCUUCUUCCUCGUCACAACAGGCAACCCAGCAGGCACCUCCCCCAAAUGCUCCCCCGCCCCCCGGACCAUUAUUACCGUCGUAUGUUCCACCGCCACAAAUCAAGUCUCAAGAUGGACUCUCUCGUACCCCAGCGCACCCGGUAGGGGGACUGAUCAGACGCUUUUUGGAAGAAUGCUUGCAGCUGUCGGACCCCGGACCGCUGCUUUCCUGCUACACUGGAUUGGAGGCGACGCCGCACUUUCAACUCCUGCGAUCUGUGGCGAAGGAGUGGAGUUACUGCCGUAAUGCCACUCAGAAUUAUACAACCAUGGGAGGUAGUAGUAAGCGCCAGAGGGCCACAUCUCGAUUGAUUGAGACAUUUGAAAGUAUUGAUACCUUACGCACUCAAUUAGCACAUUAUUUACAUCAGAUUAUAAUUUUGGAGUUAUCAAAGCCAGGCACUGUAACUAAAGUUGCUAAAGCAGAACAACAAGUUCAGCAGCAGCAGCAGCAAAUGAAUCAGCAGGCACAACAACAAGGAGACGGGUCUUUAGUAGAAGGGGGUAAUAAUAGUAAUGUUGAUGGAAUGGUAAUGGAUUUAGCAGAAUUAACUGGGAUUUCAGCUGAAAAUCAAGAGUAUUUCACAAAAGCUACAGAUGUUAUGAAGCAAUUGAGAAAAUUAUAUUUUGAUCAGUCUCGUCGAUUGGCUGUACGGAUCAGCCAGCUCAAAAAAGGGCGUCAACAGUCUCAAGAAAGGAUGCAGAGACAACAAGCCAUUCAGCAAAACUACCUCCAGCAAACGAUACAGCAGCUACAGCAGCAGCAUCAACAGCAACAACAGCAGCAGCAGCAACAGCAACAGCAGCAACAACAGCAGCAACAUCACAUCAACAACAGCAUCCAGAAUCAACAAAUGGCAGGUAUGCAGAUGGGCCAGGGCCAGGAUGGAGCAGCGCUUCUACAUGGACAGCUGUCUUUGCAUCAUCUUCAUCAACCUUGGUCUGAUUAAUAAAUAUCAACUGAAUGAAGUAUGUGAUGCUGUUCCCUUUUUUUUCUGUGACAGUGUACCUACAACUGUUGUUGAGACUGCAGUCCAAUUAUGUUGAAUACAUUACUGAUUGGUAUGUAUAUGAUUUAUUUUUCAAAGAGGAAUGCAGUAAUGCAACAUAGUUAAGUGAUGAUGACUGGCAGUUUUUAAGGCCACUUGAUGCUGCAAAAACUGUGUCCUCCCAAGAAGAACGCUUUCCUGUGCAAACUGAUAUAUUCCAUGUCAGUUCAUGGCUAUGAUGAUGUCAAGUAAGGCCUAUUAAGAUUUUAGAAUGUAGCAGAAAUGCAAAGCAUUGUCAUGGUCAUGAUGCGUAUGUGCACAAAAGAUUUUCCAGAAAUCUUUUAAGUUAACACAAUACUGGAAACCAUCUAUGCAUUGUACAGGAAAUCUCGGACCAUUUUAACAAAAAAAAAUAUAAUAAUUUUGUUACUACAGUAAUCUAAUUAUGUAGAAUGUGGUGUACAUAGUAAUAAGUAUUGGUAAGCAUGGUGAGUGGCCUGUGGUGGUAUGAGGAUUUUGUAUUCCAUUUAAAUCUUUGGAGCAAGUGGUUUUAUUAGGCAUAAAUGUUUUCCUACAGCACACAACUCAGGAAGUGACAGGGCAUAUGUUACAUAUUCCAGCUCUCCUCAUUAAACUUUUAAGCUGUAUGGGUGAAUGCUUCACAAACAAGAACGGGUCUGUUGCUAAUUUGACCACGUGUAGGAGCUCAUUGCAAAGAUUUGUGUGGAACACAAACUCCCCUCAGUAACUUUAGGCAUCUCGUGUUCAAGAGGUACAGGUAUUGAGUAUUUCAGGUAAUAUUGGUAAUCAAAUUACUGUAUAUGUGAGUGAUAAGUAUAAAAGGUAGACUCUUUUACAGAAGAUAAAGAAAUAAUAACAAUGUAAUUCAUGAACCUCAAUUGUCUGAGAAAUUUAGUGUGAGUGAGUUUGUUUUAUUCUGUGACUGAUAAUACAGCAUCAUCAUCAUCAUCCUUCUCCCUACUUCAUGGGAGUCUCUCUUCCAAUACAAUAUAUAUCUGUGCAGUUUGGUACAGUUACAGUAACCCAUCUGUGUCAUGACUGUGUGUACAUCCUCAUCUUACAUAUGAAUGAUCACAAACUUUAUACCUCAAGAUUCUACCUGUAAACAAGCCAAGAAUUAAAAUACUGUAUUUUAUUUACAAGCAUUAUACCAGGUGCUCUAAGCCCAGUGUCUGUAGUGGUCUUAUAUUUAGAAAUUGCUAGGCUUAUGUGGAUGACGGUUUUGUUGACAUAUGCCAAAUUUUACAUUAAACUCGCAAGAAGUCUAAUUUUAGUGGUACUGUAUUGGAUUUUGUCUCAUCAUGAAAGUGUGCCAUGGGCAGAAACCACUGCUCGAGCUAGGCACAGUGGACUCGUUAUAUUGACCAUUUAAGAAAGAAGUAAGACACUUGGCAUACAGUGUCCAUUUUUUCUGGUGUGUGUACAUACUGUAUGCAUUUGUGAGGUUGGUAAGAGAUUCUUUUAUCAAGUAAUUUAUCAGGUAUACCCAAGUUCAGGUCUCGUAGAAAUAAUGUACUAUAAAUUUUGAAUGUAACUCACAUCAGGGGAAAACAAGCUUAGUUUAGAGGCAUUGGUUAGCAUAGUGAAGAGUUUUUAGUAUUUAUAGGUUAUUAUUAUUACUAUUAUUAUUUUUAUAUUAUUAUUAUUAUUAUUAUUUUGCCAUUUUUUCAUUUUCAUUUGAUUACCUGGUGUGGGUCAACCUUCAAAAUCUGUUUUAUACUUAGAGAAGUUAUUUUUAUUUAUUGCUUUUUAUCUAUUUUUGUUGUGUUUGGGUACAGUAUAUAUUGUAAUGUUUAGCCUUUAGUUGUAAACACUUGUUUUCUUAGAUAGAAUAUAUUUCAGACAAAUGUUAUUUUCCUAAUAUUUUUAUUAUAAAACUUGAAAACAUUACACUUUUAGUAGAAUUGCCAGGCCAAGUUCAUAGCAGAUAUUGCCUUAGCAGUUGAAAAGCCCUUGGGGGUUUAUAGCCCAAUCAUUACACAGUGGAAGAAAUUAUCAUGCUAUGCAAGACUUGGACACCAAAUGAUAUUGAUUUUCAAGAAAAGAAACACAAGAAACUGUGGCGUGCACACAAUUAUUGCAUCCGUGUAAAUUUUUUCAAAAAUCAAUGUGAAGGUAAAGACAUGAAGAUGAAGUUUUAUGUAAUUGGUUUUGUGUUACAGGGUAAUGCACUUUGUGUCUGUUAUUGUAGUGAAUUAGUAGUAGGUAAUUACCUCAUAGUUAAGUUUAUUUAUGAUUGGUAUCUUGGAAAUGAUUUUGGAUUACUUUUUUAUUAUUACUUAGUUAAAGAAUGUUGGUUAUUUCAUUUUUUAUAAACAACAUUCAGUGUAGGAAAUUUUUUAAUGGGUGUGGAGGAAGUUUUUUUUUUUUUCCCUCUCUCUUUCUCUCUUUCUCCUUUAUCAACUGAAAGUCAUUUCUCAGUAUUUUUUAUAGUAUGGUUCCUCCUCUGGAGGGGGGAGCGGGUUUCUAGCCUGUUGUAGAUCAAGCAGCAUGUGGCCAAGAUGGCAGCUUUUGCCAGCAAAAUUCAGGGAUGAUAACCACUGUGCCACAUUCAAACCCCAGAAUGGAGAGGAAUAUCAGGAGUAUUUGUAAAGCAAUCACUUCACUUUAUUUUUACAUUUUAAUGGAAGUAUUAGUGUACAAUAUGAGUUGAUUCAAAUUGCUCAGAAAGAAUAGUGCAUGAGUAAAUGAAGCCACAAUCUCUCUCUCUCUCUCUCUCUCUCUCUCUCUCUCUCUCUCUCUCUCUCUCUCCUCUC